Patiria miniata (bat star) is the source of this 981-nucleotide messenger RNA. Its product is annotated as microfibril-associated glycoprotein 4-like. Lineage: Eukaryota; Metazoa; Echinodermata; Asteroidea; Valvatida; Asterinidae. The transcript has 2 exons. The record is from RefSeq and is a predicted model, not a curated record. Bases 1 to 981 code for a protein of 326 amino acids.
AUGUCAGGAGCUAUUUCGUCUGCCUCUGGAGUUGAAACUUCAUCUUAUACAAGGGAACAUACAUUUUAUGCUGCUGAAAAUCGCGCAUUAAGAGGCUUUGCAUUUGCUUUUAAAACCGUGCGAUCUCGUGUCAUCUGCGGACGGGAAUGCAGCAUGGAUGAACGUUGCAAGUCUUUUAACUUCAACGACUGCAAUAAAAUGUGCGAGUUGAACCUUGCCACAAGACGAGAGCAUCCCGAAGACUUCAAUGCAACUCAAGGGAGUGUGUACUUUGAUGCAGAUGAGAACACACCUCUGUACUCACUGACUGAUAGCUCCUUGAAUCGCUACAGAAGCUGCAAGAUGCUCUUAGAUGCCGGUUAUCGUUCAAGCGGUAUCUACACAAUCUACCCAGAGGGAUUCGGUCAUUGCAGUCUGUGCGUCUUCUGCGACAUGGAAACUGACGGCGGGGGAUGGAUCGUGUUUCAGAGGCGACAAGAUGGCAGCGUGGACUUCUACCGUAACUGGGCCGAGUACCAGUCUGGCUUUGGUAAUCUGUCCGGUGAGUUCUGGUUGGGCAAUGACAACUUGGUGACUCUGACGUCUGAUGAUUCACGUGGAACAUGGGAGCUACGCGUUGAUUUAGAGGACUGGGAAAACAACACGGCAUGGGCAAAGUACGCAGAUUUCCAAAUAUCCUCGGGUGAGUACAAUCUGAAGUAUGAUCGCAAGGUCGGCGGCACUGCCGGUGACUCUCUUCGGUGGCAUAAGAGUCGUCCCUUCUCAACAAAUGAUCGUGACAAUGAUGCCGUGUCGUAUAACUGUGCAUGGUCCUGGAAAGGAGCCUGGUGGUUUAAUGAUUGUUUUCACUCUCACUUGAAUGGUCCAUAUUUUCCGUUUGCGCAUGUAGAAUAUGCCCGUGGUGUGCAGUGGAAGGCAUGGAAAGGGUAUUAUUAUUCUCUGAAAUCAUGCAGCAUGAAAAUGCGUGAAUUGGGACCAUGA